AUGUCCGCCAAUGAGAAGUUAGAUUUUGGGGUUAUUACCAAAAUGAAGACCACCACCUUCUUCACCGCCGUGGCCGUGCUCAUCGUCAGCGCCGUCGCGCUCCCCAACCCCAACCCGGCCCCCGAGGCGAGCCCGCAGAUCUGCUCCUGCGUCCUGGGCUGCUACGACACAUGCGGCGCGAAACUGUGCUGCUAG
Molecule: messenger RNA, 195 nt
Organism: Dichotomopilus funicola
Lineage: Eukaryota; Fungi; Ascomycota; Sordariomycetes; Sordariales; Chaetomiaceae
Exons: 2
Coding region: 1-195 (64 amino acids)
Source: RefSeq, a predicted model, not a curated record